ACGAAGAGAGAGACAUAAACAGAACAGGGAGGGUGAGGAACGAAGAGAGAGACACAGACAGAACAGGGAGGGUGAGGAACGAAGAGAGAGACACAGACAGAACAGGGAGGGUGAGGAAUGAAGAGAGAGACAUAAACAGAACAGGGAGGGUGAGGAACGAAGAGAGAGACACAGACAGAACAGGGAGGGUGAGGAAUGAAGAGAGAGACAUAAACAGAACAGGGAGGGUGAGGAACGAAGAGAGACACACAAACAGAACAGGGAGGGUGAGGAACGAAGGGAGAGACAUAAACAGAACAGGGAGGGUGAGGAACGAAGAGAGAGACACACAAACAGAACAGGGAGGGUGAGGAACGAAGAGAGAGACACACAAACAGAACAGGGAGGGUGAGGAACGAAGAGAGAGACAUAAACAGAACAGGGAGGGUGAGGAACGAAGAGAGAGACACAGACAGAACAGGGAGGGUGAGGAACGAAGAGAGAGACACAGACAGAACAGGGAGGGUGAGGAACGAAGAGAGAGACAGAAACAGAACAGGGAGGGUGAGGAACGGAGAGAGACACAGACAGAACAGGGAGGGUGAGGAACGAAGAGAGAGACACAGACAGAACAGGGAGGGUGAGGAACGAAGAGAGAGAUACAGACAGAACAGGGAGGGUGAGGCACGAAGAGAGAGACAACAGGGAAAGAGAGAGACAGGGAGAGGAACAAACAGAGGAAAACCCAGGGGAAAGAGAAAGCGAGCAAAUCACGGGAGUUAGAGAAACUCAGGAACCAAGCGAGAGAGAAAUACUAAGAGACAGAAACGGAGAGGGAGUGGGGAAAGAGAAAAACUAAAGUAGAUUGAGGGAGGAAAAUGAGGAUGUGAUAAAAACAUGGCGAGGGAGAAACCGAGUCGAGUGAAACGAGACCGCGAGAGAGAUGUAAAGAUGUUGCACGGAAUGAGGGAGAGGGGGAGUAAAGAAGGGAGCGGACUAAUUUAUUCGGAUGAUCCUAAUCCAAAUUUGAAGGUCAAGUCUAAACUAGCAAUGACCGAAAUCGCUAUCGAUAAAUCCAAUCUACCUCGGGUGCGAGAAGUGUGCCGUGGGUUUGCUGUCUUGGAGGAUGGGGCAUUGGCACACAACCUUCAGGAGCAAGAGAUUGAACAACACUACGCUUCAAACAUUGAGAAGAACAAGUUGGUCCGGCAGGAUGUUUGUGUGGCCAAAAAACUGCAGGACGAAGAGGAAUUGGAAGCCAAACAUUACAGCCGGGAACACCAGCAACAGAUUGAGGAGCUUGAUUCACAAUAUGCCAAAGUUGUGCAAGAGGAGAUUGAGAAGCAUGUGGCCGAAAGUCUGCAGCGAGAGGAGCAGGACAAGGAGGUGGCCAGGAGACUACAACAGGAGGAAGAGCUGAGGGACCAAAGGAGGCUAGUGCUGGAGGCAGAGAUCUAUGCUGCCGGAGAGGAGAUGCACAGGGCAACAGGGAGGAGGUUGUGGCAUGGACAUGAGCAGAACCCCCUGGAUAGGGAGGUUGCCCAGUUGAAUCUCAGUGAUUCCUACAAGAGUGACCAGGAGCAGCUACAACGUGAUGAAGCUCUGGCCCGCCUCUUACAGGAGGAGGAGGAAGUGAGAAUGGUGCAGCUGAGAUCGAGGAGCCAAAGGAAUCAGGAGGAGGAUUUCCGUGCAGCUCAGGUGGCACAGGAUGAGGAAAUAGCCAAGUACAUUCAAAGACAAGAAUUAAAAGCCCACAAACAGUCCAAGCGGCUGGAAGAGAGGUUGGCGAGGAGAGAGUACUCAGGAGAAAGCAGUGAAUGCUCAGACAGGCAGCAAAGACCGAGUCAAGCAGCCCCUACUCCACAAGAGCGAUUAAACUCUGAAGGAUUUCCAUCUCCAAGUGGCGAGCAGACUCCUGAGAGAGGACACUCUCCCACAGAGCAGCAAUCAAGGCACCUAUUCCCCAGAAACAUAGCCGAGGAACUGGAUCCAACCUUUAAAACCAAAAAUCUGCAGCACUCCUCAGACCCAUUUUCUGCUGUUCCACCAGCCUUGCCUCAGCCCUGCACUGUGCCACCAGACAGUUUCUAUGACUACCUGGACGAAUCCUCCAAGCCAACGUUGGUUUCACCGACCAGGCGGCAGGAAGAGAAGCUGGUGAGGCAGAAAUCGAAGGAAAAAAAGGAAGGUUGCAAGCAGCAGUGAGAAUGGCGGGGCUGCGGAACAGCCUGAAGGUGCUGGCUCAGUCCAGGAAGCUUCUGCCUGCACACACGCACACACUUACAUUUCAUAUUGUAGACUCCAGGUUUCCACUUGAGGCACUGGUAAGGUAUUGCCCCUGUGUUCCACGCUCCUGUAGCUGGCGCCCCUGCAUUGCAAGGGCUGCAGCUAUGAUCUGAGUCUGGUCUGGAGCAGAAGGUUAGCUCAGCUCUGAAUUUGGUGUAAGCACACCCUUUCCUACAGUUUGCUGCAGCUUCAGUGAUUGGAAGGAGGGAGACAGCUGAACAGAAGGAGGGAAUGCAAUCACCAGCUUCAGGUCAGGGCUGAAUGACCAGCUGACACAAAGAUUAUUUCAUUGUUAAAACUGACGGAUUGGAAUGUAACGUCUUCUCUCCCCUCACCUUUUUCUGGACAUCCCAAGACUUGGCCAAAGAGCCUUGAUCAAUCAGGCACCAUGUGCAUGAUAAGGACUGCCUGCCAAGGCUGUUUCUCCCAUGUUGUUAACUCUGUCGAUUCUGCCUUGCUGAAUGUGAAAGAUGUCAGCGCCAGGGAAUGACGUCUACCACCUCCAGCAUUGAAGUAUCCCUGCUCCAGUACAGAGUGAUGCUUCCUUUACUCUGACCCUAAAUAAAACCUUUGUUCACUGUUAAGUUCCCCACCCUGAGACUGUGCUGAAACCAGGGAUCUCUGUGGAUGAUCUGUAACUGCACUCACCAACCUACAGUCACUCUGAGGAAAUCAGCCAGAGAUUUCAUAGCACAUUGUCACCUCUGGCUAGAGUCUUUAGAUUACAAUAUGGACCUACAUCCUGAACAUUUCUUUAGCUUUAAAUGUUUUCAAUUAUUUAAUGGAUAAAAUUGAAAAAUUUUUUAAAAAUAUUAAUUUUCAAUGAUUGCCUGGGACCAUUUGCUGGGGCAGCAUAGAAUGACUUUUACUCUGAUCUGAGUUUUUGCUGUCCCUGACCCAGGAGCUUUCAGGACAGUGUAGAGGAAGGUUUACUCUGUAUUCGAUCCUGUGCUGUACCUGUUCUGGGAGUGUUUGGUGGGGGCAGUGUAGAGGAAGCUUAUUUCUGGAACAACUUUGUGUUGUGGAACUUUUUUGGGCAGUGCAGAGAGAGAUUUGGAGACGGGACUUUACAGUCUUCUGUGAACAGCCUGUACUUUUGGGUUUUGGAUUCAUUACAGGAUUGAGUACAAAUUCCUUUUUUGGAAGAAUGGGUUAAAUUGUGUAAAUUGGCUAUUUUGAGUUGGGAUUUGAGGGAAUUGCACCUCCAGCAAUUUGAUGCUUCUCAUUACUGCUGUCAAAAAAGAUUCUGUCUAUAGAAGCAUAAGUGACAUAAAAACUUAGAGGAAGAUUCCUCGGAUUAGAAUGUUUUGCUGCUUGUGGUGGAUGAGGCAGUAACAUAUUGUGAUGGUCAAAGGGGCUUUGUUUCGUCUGUGUUUUCAUUUAGCACCUAUUCUGUCCCCAGGGAAGACGGGCAGUGAUUUCCCUGGCUGCUGCGUCUCAUUGCAGCACCAGUCUGGUGCUACAUUGGUGCAGGCAGUGUCUCAGGCUGGCUCAAGGCCCACCCUCCACCCCUCACUGAGAGGAGGGGUAUAUCCGGGAGGAAGGGGCUAUUGGAGGUUGAAGAGCAGAACAAGACAGCAGACACCUUGUAUUGCCUGCUUUUACACUCUCUCCCUGGUGCCUGCUGUCUCAGAUUUGAAUGACCAUUAAAGUCACAGUUUCCAGAUCCACCUCUGUCCUGAUGCUGUAUCCCUGCCACAUGAUGAGGGCCAGUGCUAGUGUGUGCCAUUACACUGUAUACCUGACCAGUCUUCAUACUUAGCUGCACACAGUCCAGGAAUGCUUUUUACAAACCCUUGGGAGAAGCUGAAUGAAAAUCUGCCGCAAUUGGAAUUCUCUGGUUUUUUUUUAAAGUGGGAAUGUCACUCUGCGAUACACCUGUCAGUUUUUGCAGAAGGUUUCAAACAAAACCUAGUCCAGACCCCAGGGCUGUUGAUUAUAAAGAGUGUCAUUUUCAGGAAAUCGCUCUCUCUCUCUCUCUCUCUCUCUCUCGUGCUCUCUCGCUCUCUCUCUCUCUCUCUCUCUCUCUCUCCAUCCCCACCCCCCCAGAACUUCCAAGUUGACACAUUCCUCUUCUUGGCUGCCAUGUGGAGCCAAGCAUCCUAGUGGACAAAGUCUUUGGGAUCCAGUGGAUGUUGCGAAUGGAAGCUGGUGGAAGGGAUAGAAGUGCAGCAAAGAGAUGGAGACAUUUUGUCUGGGGGUGGUGGUGUGCAGGUGUUGUUUAGAUUAGUUGGCACCAACGAUUGUGUUCAAAGCAGUUGGAAGCAAACACAAGGGAAAGUUUCUGGGGAAAAUUUGGUGCUUGUUUGAGCUCUGAAGAAAUAAUACUGUCAUGCUUUUUGUUUUAUUUUUAAACACUCAACUUUUAUCUAUUUGGACUCAAAUAGUGGACAAAUUGUAAAGUCCCCAGUCUGAGGUCUGGCUAUGUUAGUCAUUUCAGUCAGAAAUUUUUCCCAGUUCUCCCCAGAGAUUUCAAAUCUGUUCAAUGAUCAUUCUUUGACAUCUUUUAAAUCUCAACCUUCCGUUGUGUCCUCUGCAAUUUGAAAGAGGACAAAUACUGGAUGAGGCUUUGUGAAGUUCCAAUUUUUCUCUCUCUCCUUUUUCAGCCAGUUGUAUGGUAAAUCAAUAUCAAGGUCCAAAUCAGUGUCACUCCUCCAAAAGCACACCCUCCCUUUUGAAAUCUGAAUGUGAAGCGCAUAAUCAAGCAGGAGAGUCUGCCCAGUGACCUCCCAUCCUGCAGGUGGCAGGAUAGGGGCAGCAACCUUUCCCUUGCCCUCCUAGGGAGAAAUCGCCUCCGUAUUACACUUCCAAUGGCUUCAAACUGGCCAAUAGAAGCACCAGUUGUGAAGUGAGGGUCAAAUCCAUGAUCUUCAGUUGGGAGACAAGUGCUUUUACCAGUACGGUUCUGGCCAAUGAAUAUUUAAUACCCACUGAUCACAACGAAUGCUGGGUGCCGCUGAUAACCGUUCUGGGUCAGCUGGGUAUUCCUCAGCUGUGUGCUUUGGCAGUGAGGUAUCAUGUGUAUUACCAUUCUAACCGCAGUGACCCGCUGUAGUAUGCUUUGUGGGGGAUUCCCUGGUCUUGUGGUCGUCAUGUGAAGGGCAAUCCAUUGAAUAACAGAUUUCCUAACUCAUGAUCUGAUGUAAUUUGCUGGUUUCUAUUCUACAAAUCUGCGCACACCAUGGACUUUACCAGCGUCCAGUUCUGGAAGGUGGCUCAACCAUCAGUUGAUCCUCAGUAGUGUGACUGGGAUAUGGAACUAAAGAUAAAUCCUGUUCCAUUCUCUCCAACCUGACCAGUUAAUGGCAAUGGUAAAAACUGCCCAUCCAAGUACUUUCACACAACAGGAAAAUAUUUUUCCUUUUGGCUUCACUGUAGAGGCAGAGUAGGAGAAUGAGCUAUGUCAAAAUGGUCCAUUGAAAGGUUUGAUGGCUCCUCCCCAACCCACAAAAAACAGGUUAUCCUGUCAUGAUGAUUCCAUGUGUGUGAUCUUGCCUGCUCUUCCUUUUAAUUAAGGGGAUUAUUUAAUUUUUGAUAGCUUUGAAUCAGAUGGUAACUGAUUUGCCUUAGCCUGAAUCAGCAGUUUUGUAUUUCUUCAACUGUACUUGUUACUCUGUCCAGAAAA
Molecule: messenger RNA, 5890 nt
Organism: Stegostoma tigrinum
Lineage: Eukaryota; Metazoa; Chordata; Chondrichthyes; Orectolobiformes; Stegostomatidae
Product: coiled-coil domain-containing protein 50-like
Exons: 12
Coding region: 877-2184 (435 amino acids)
Source: RefSeq, a predicted model, not a curated record